This is a messenger RNA of Megalops cyprinoides (Indo-Pacific tarpon), 2644 nucleotides long. It is a transcript of the gene prpsap2, whose product is annotated as phosphoribosyl pyrophosphate synthetase-associated protein 2. Lineage: Eukaryota; Metazoa; Chordata; Actinopteri; Elopiformes; Megalopidae. Bases 146 to 1219 code for a protein of 357 amino acids. The record is from RefSeq and is a predicted model, not a curated record. Gene Ontology annotation, cellular component: cytoplasm; ribose phosphate diphosphokinase complex. The transcript has 11 exons. Gene Ontology annotation, biological process: 5-phosphoribose 1-diphosphate biosynthetic process; purine nucleotide biosynthetic process. Gene Ontology annotation, molecular function: ribose phosphate diphosphokinase activity; magnesium ion binding.
CGCGUUUGGUUGAACAAGGUGAACAGAGAUUUGAGCGCAGGCUGUUGGCUGGAACCGAACAAAGCGCAAACUGGAAGGCUUCAGCACGGCCUGGGAGCCCAGGAAACCCGAGUCCCGAGAGUUCAACGACAGGACCCGACCAGAGAUGAACGCCCCCAAGGGAGGCCUGGUCAUCUUCACAGCCAAUUCCAACCCCUCCAGCAGGGAGCUGGGAAAGAGGAUAGCUGAGCGUCUGGGAGUGGAGCUGGGAAAAGUGCAGGUUUAUCAGGAACCCAAUCGAGAGACGCGGGUGCAGAUCCAGGAGUCUGUACGCGGCAAAGAUGUCUUCAUCAUCCAGACCGUCUCCAAAGACGUGAACACCACCAUCAUGGAGCUCCUGAUCAUGGUGUAUGCCUGCAGGACCUCGUGCGCCCGCAGCAUCAUCGGUGUGGUGCCCUACUUCCCCUACAGCAAGCAGUGCAAGAUGAGGAAGAGGGGCUCCAUCGUCUCCAAGCUGCUGGCCUCCAUGAUGUGUAAAGCAGGUCUGACUCAUCUGAUCACCAUGGAUCUGCAUCAGAAGGAGAUCCAGGGAUUCUUCAACAUCCCGGUGGAUAACCUGCGUGCCUCACCCUUCCUACUGCAGUACAUUCAGGAGGAGAUCCCAGACUAUAGAAAUGCAGUAAUUGUGGCCAAAUCUCCAGCUUCGGCCAAAAGGGCGCAGUCCUUCGCCGAGAGGCUCCGGCUGGGCAUCGCGGUGAUCCACGGCGAGGCGCAGGACGCCGAGUCGGACCUUGUGGACGGACGCCACUCCCCGCCCACCGUCAAAAACAUCGGAGCCAUACACCCCAGCCUGGAGAUCCCCUUGCUGAUUCCCAAAGAAAAGCCCCCGAUCACUGUGGUGGGAGACGUGGGAGGGCGGAUCGCCAUCAUAGUGGAUGACAUCAUCGAUGACGUGGACAGUUUCCUGGCAGCUGCAGAGACGCUCAAGGAGAGGGGGGCGUACAAGAUCUUCGUCAUGGCGACGCACGGCAUCCUGUCCUCUGACGCACCCCGACUCAUCGAGGAGUCGGCCAUCGAUGAGGUGGUGGUGACCAACACCAUCCCCCACGAGAUCCAGAAGCUUCAGUGCCCCAAGAUCAAGACGGUGGACAUCAGCAUGAUCCUGUCCGAGGCCAUCCGCCGCAUCCACAACGGGGAGUCCAUGUCCUACCUGUUCCGCAACAUCGGCAUGGACGACUGACAGCGACGCGGUUUCGCGGAGGUUCAGGGCUCUCGUCGUCUUUACGCCAACUCAUUCCUCUGCCGGGGGAAAGGCCAGCGAUGGGUGCCAUUCACAUCAAUCCCUUUAUCUCGAUGUGUUCAUACCUCCACACCUUCCUUUUCACGCUAACCAGAGCUUGAUGAUUACGGGUUGGGUCAGAUGUGGGUCAGUUUUCUUUUUGAGCCGUGCGGCUGAGUCUGGUGUGAGACUGAACCGGGGGUUGUGGUGAAGGAGCUGCAGUGAAACGGAGAAGAUGUGAGAGUAGCCGAGGUUGAGUGCUGUGUUAGGCGUGAGGUUGCAGGCUAAGUGCGUCCUUCACUUCCUCGUGACUGAUCUUUUCCACAUUGAAAACGAUGAGUCAGCGCUGCCCACUCUGCACCCACACCAGACUUCCUCCUGUCCCGUUCUCACAGACUCUACCGUUGCCUUCUUAAACCUCUUCAGUCAGUGACCUUUUGUUGAAGUUGUAGUUACGCUGCCUGCUCUGUUGCUGGUUGCUUCCCCUGAAUGUGUGUAGAUCUGACAUACCAUUGUCUUGCCAUUAAUGCACGUGUAGUGAGUUCAGCUUAAAUGAGGCGAUGCGUAGGGUGGCGGGUUUGGGUUUCGCUGUCAAACCUCAGUCUCUCUUAUGCUCUUCUUACCAGUGAUAUUUGCCUCAGAAGACAGCAUAGGGGAAACACACACACUGGUGCUGCACCUCCCUCCUUUUGGCCCCUUCUUGUUUUCUGAAUUUGAAGCAUCCCUUUAAUGGAAAUGUUGCACUGGUGACAGCUCUUUCAGUAGGCGUGGUCGGGUGACACAGGCCCCGGGUGAAACCCGUCUCCAGCACGGUCCCUGUGACGGCCUAAAGCGGAGCUGUCUGUCUCUUUAGUCCCUUAAUUCUCCCUGAUUGUACCCAGUACAGACUGGCAUCACCAUCAUGUAUGAGUGAGUAUGCCUUCACAAGCCAGGCGUCUGACAGCACUGCUGGGGAGCUACAGCUCUGUGCAGUCACACUGCUCUCUGCAGUGACCUCUGCUUUUCACAGCGGGCCAUUGCAUUUAGAGUUGCACACGCACAGGGUCAUUACCUUUCUGCUAUUGUUAUUGUCACUUCUGAAAGUUCUGACACAAAACUGGAUAUUUCUAACAGAUGCUCAAAGCAUUGACAGUUAUGCUGUCUGAAAGAAAGAGCUUGAAAUUUUUAAGACAUUAUUUUGUUUGAAUUUUACUUUCUUCUUCCCCUUCGGCCUAUCAGCUUUCUUUCCAAUUACGUACUAAUGAUGAAUGCAUUCCUUCAGAUCUGUAAUUUAUAUUUUUUGUGCUGAAUUUGAAUGGGACCACAAUAUCACUGCCAUUUGGUGGUUUUAAUGGAUUGUGCAAGAGACAAUUCAAGUUUACUUAGUUUUCAAGCUUAGAAAAAAAA